AUGCUGGCAGAGUCCAAUGCCGCCAGCAGGGGGAGCCCGUGGUCAGAAAUCCGCGGCCCGGAGCCGGUGCGGAGGAGGCUGCUGGCCCAGCUCCGCAGUUUGAAGCAGGAUCCGAGCCGGUGCUCCUGGGCACAGCGCUACCAGGGAGGCCGGGCUGUGCGGAUCCUGCAGCUACCAAGGGACACGGUGUUGCUCUUGUCUCGGAAGGAGCUGGGAAGAAAAGGGGGCACCAAGGUGGUCCCUGAGUCGCUCAGGUUGAAGAGCUGGUGUCAGAGGCCCUGGUACGGAUUUGGAGGCAGAAAGGCUCCAGCUUCUGGGCACAGCCUCCUGCUGCUGCCCAGCACCCUGGGCAUCCUUGCACUUGGCCGCUGGGCACGGCGCCAGUGGAACGGCACGCCAAGGAGAACAGCGUUUGGAAGCGCAGCUGCCACAGACAUCCAGGGCUGUGACUACAGCCUGGCCAGCCUGCCCUCGGCCGAGGUGCCCGCCAGCAACAGAGGCCGUCUGACCCUCUGGCUCACCAGGUCCCCCGCCCUGGGCCUCCAGCUGAACUUCACGCUGGCAGACCUGAGGCUGUCUCUGUGUAGCGCUAAUUUCCCCACGGACUACCUCGCAGUCUGUGGUCCGAAGAGACUUCGCGUCAGUGCGGAGGCUGGGCACCACGAAGGAGCAGAGCUCACUUCUCUGGGGCAAGCCCCAGGGAAGCCCACCGCACACGGGUGCACAUUUGUAGCAGUCCUGGGCACGGCCCUUUUCAACAGGCCAUUGUCCCUAAAGUCGUACAGCGUCCAGAGUAUGGCCAGCAUUGCUGACAACAUCCCCUACUUUUCUGACUCUAAAACCUUCCCCAUUCUGAGCAACAACAGCUACGUGGUCACAUUCAUUUACUGA
Messenger RNA from Artibeus jamaicensis (Jamaican fruit-eating bat), 891 nucleotides. RefSeq names its product chromosome unknown C21orf62 homolog (gene EPCIP). Lineage: Eukaryota; Metazoa; Chordata; Mammalia; Chiroptera; Phyllostomidae. The record is from RefSeq and is a predicted model, not a curated record.